AUGUCCUCUCAAGCAUUCUCUCCAGUUCAUCCAAAUGCGGCAACAUCGGAUGUGAAUAUUACUAUUGACACUUUUGUCGCUAAAUUGAAGAGAAGACAAGUACAAGGUUCGUAUGCCAUUGCCUUGGAGACUUUACAGCUAUUAAUGAGAUUCAUUUCAGCAGCUCGUUGGAACCACGUCAAUGAGCUUAUUGAGCAAAUCAGAGAUUUAGGUAACAAGUUAGAAAAGGCUCAUCCCACCGCUUUCAGUUGUGGCAACGUCGUCAGAAGAAUAUUAGCUGUUUUGAGAGAUGAAAUAGAGGAAGUUAGCAUGAGUACGACCGUCACAUCUACAACCGUUGCCGAACCUUUAAUUUCCUCCAUGUUUAAUUUAUUGCAGAAACCCGAGCAACCUCAUCAGAAUGGGAAGAAUAGUUCUAGCAUGAGAACCAAAACUGAUUACCGUCAAGUGGCCAUUCAGGGUAUCAAAGAUCUUAUAGAUGAAAUCAAAAAUAUCGACGAAGGUAUCCAACAGAUCGCUAUCGAUUUGAUUCACGAUCAUGAAAUUUUGUUAACACCUACCCCUGACUCCAAAACCGUGCUAAAAUUUCUGAUCACUGCACGGGAACGCAGUAAUAGAACUUUUACAGUUCUAGUCACAGAGGGAUUCCCCAACAACACGAAGAAUGCGCAUGAAUUUGCGAAAAAAUUAGCACAGCAUAACAUAGAAACCUUAGUAGUUCCCGAUUCUGCAGUUUUUGCGCUAAUGUCCCGUGUGGGCAAGGUUAUUAUUGGUACUAAAGCUGUAUUUGUCAACGGAGGUACCAUCUCAUCGAAUUCGGGUGUUUCAAGCGUUUGUGAAUGCGCGAGGGAAUUCAGAACACCAGUCUUUGCUGUUGCGGGUUUGUAUAAAUUGUCUCCCUUGUACCCAUUUGAUGUAGAGAAGUUUGUUGAAUUUGGUGGGUCGCAGCGUACACUGCCUCGAAUGGAUCCAAGAAAAAGGCUAGACACUGUUAAUCAAAUUACCGAUUAUGUUCCCCCUGAAAACAUUGAUAUCUACAUUACAAAUGUCGGUGGGUUCAAUCCAAGUUUCAUAUAUCGUAUUGCAUGGGAUAAUUAUAAGCAAGCUGAUGUGCAUUUGGAUAAGAAGAAGGUAUAA
This is a messenger RNA of Saccharomyces kudriavzevii IFO 1802, 1137 nucleotides long. RefSeq names its product translation initiation factor eIF2B subunit beta (gene GCD7). Gene Ontology annotation, biological process: translational initiation. The transcript has a single exon. The record is from RefSeq and is a predicted model, not a curated record. The coding region runs from base 1 to 1137 and encodes 378 amino acids. Lineage: Eukaryota; Fungi; Ascomycota; Saccharomycetes; Saccharomycetales; Saccharomycetaceae. Gene Ontology annotation, molecular function: guanyl-nucleotide exchange factor activity; translation initiation factor activity. Gene Ontology annotation, cellular component: eukaryotic translation initiation factor 2B complex.